Erpetoichthys calabaricus (reedfish) is the source of this 5430-nucleotide messenger RNA. RefSeq names its product transient receptor potential cation channel subfamily M member 2-like. The record is from RefSeq and is a predicted model, not a curated record. Lineage: Eukaryota; Metazoa; Chordata; Cladistia; Polypteriformes; Polypteridae. Gene Ontology annotation, biological process: calcium ion transmembrane transport. Gene Ontology annotation, cellular component: membrane. Gene Ontology annotation, molecular function: ligand-gated calcium channel activity.
GACGGGCACAGCGCCUCCCCCUGGUUUUGGAUGCACUUCCCCGACCUGUCCUGUUUCCAGGCUAACAGUCGACGUCACGCCUGCGGUCUCUCCGAAAGGUGUUUUAUUCUAGUGCUCCGAUUGCCGCCUGUCGCCCGGUAACAAUCCCUCCCGGGAGAGCUGCGUCUAAGCCCCGCGUGUAUUCGACCAACUGCGCCUCACUGACAUCCAUGCUUGGGGCGCUUUAACUCGGAUGAUGCGCUCGUAAACGCCGCAGGACCCAAAGGAAAAACGAACCAACGCACGAGGGACGCGGGUUCCUGAAAUAGAAACGACUCUCUGAAGCAUCGACCGCAGCAACCGGCUAAAGCUAAAAAGUUCGGCAGCAAAUCUCAGUCUGUCCUUUAAAGUUUACUGGUGAGAAGCGGGCUCCGGAUGGCAAAGUCGGACACCCGAGGCAACACAUAAAACCCCGAAUGAGCAGCGGUGUGCUGAAGAAGGAAAUCCCGGCAGCCACCUGAACUGACAGAAGUCCACAGAUGAGGCCAAAUGAAUAAGCGUUUUCAAAGACGUGUACCAGAGAAAAGGAGAGCAAGAGCACACCAUGCAACAAGGCAAUAAAAUUCACCCCAAUGAAGUGGACGGCCGUGUCAGGAUCACCAGUGCCAGCCCAAAGCCAGUGCUUUUCAACACUGAGCAAGUGAAAUACGGCAAUGACUUCAUCGUGGAGAACAUCCGCAAGAAGCAGUGCAUCUACUAUGUGGAGAAACCGCAGGAGGGGGUCCCUCAAGGGAUGGAAAUCUGCAAGUGUGGUUACCUGAAGAGUGCUCACAGUUCAGAGGCCUUCCACUAUGCAGGAUCACCCAGUGAUAACUGGCACCCGAAGACGCACACCCGUGAAGUGCCCACUGAUGCCUUUGGGACCAUGACCUUUACCAGCCUGGGGAAAAACAAUGCCAGGUAUGUCCGAGUAUCUGCUGACACUUCCCCCGAGAAGCUGUAUAAACUGCUCACAUCCUUGCAGCUCGAUGUGCCCAACCUGCUGAUCUCAGUUACUGGAGGCGCCAAGAACUUUGUUAUGAAGCCACAACUAAGGAAUAUGUUCCACCGGGGCUUAAUCAAGGUGGCCCAGUCAACAGGUGCCUGGAUUAUCACAGGCGGUACACAUGCUGGUGUCAUGAAACAUGUUGGGGAGGCGGUACGAGACUCUGCCAUGAGCAGUACCACCAAAGAUGGGCGGAUUGUGGCCAUUGGCAUAGCUACCUGGGGGAUUGUGUACGACCAGGCCAGUCUGAUCAAACGUCCGGGGAGCUACUUGCCGGCUGAGUAUACCAUUAAUGAAGCAAAGCAGGGCCGGCUGUCCUGCCUGGACUGCAAUCACUCGCAUUUCAUCCUGGUUGAUGACGGUACCCAAGGUGUCUAUGGUGUGGAGAUUGAGCUGAGGGCCAAACUGGAAAGAUUUAUUGCCAACCAGACCAUGGGCUUGAGUGUUGGAAUAAACAUUCCAGCAGUGUGUGUCGUGCUGGAGGGCGGCCCGGGCACCUUGGACACCAUCUACAACGCCAUGCUCAAUGGCACGCCCUGUGUGAUCCUCGAGGGUUCGGGUCGAGUCGCCGAUGUGAUCGCACACGUUGCCACCCUACCUCUUUCCCAGAUCACAGUGGAACUGGUGCAAAAGCACCUGAAGACAUUCUUUGCUGAGGACUUUGACUCCUUCUCUGAGGAAAAGAUGAUCGAAUGGACAAAGAAGAUUCAGGACAUCGUGAGAAUGCCCCAACUCUUGACGGUCUUCCGAAUGGACAAGGAGGUCAACAAGGAAGUGGAUGUGGCCAUCCUGCAGGCUCUGCUCAAAGCUUCAAAGAGUGUGGACUAUCGUGGACAGGACAACUGGGAGCACCAGCUAAAGCUUGCUGUGGCAUGGAACCGGAUGGACAUUGCCAAGAGCAAGAUCUUUACUGAUGAUCGGCUCCUGAAGUCGGCAGAUCUGCGUAAUGCGAUGGUGGCAGCGCUGAUUGGCGACAAACCUGAUUUUGUGAGGCUCUUCCUGGAGAAUGGUGUGAACCUCCAAGAGGUUAUGACCGAGAGUGUUGUUCUGGAGCUCUUUAACAACUUGUCUCCCAGUAGCCUGAUCUACCGCAUGCUGAUGAAGGAAGUGAAGGAGGACAAGUCAGAAGGGCCUGAGCUGGCAAAAGGCCAAUGGAAGAUCAACAUGCACCAUGUGUCCAACGUUCUUCGGGAGCUUCUUGGAGACUUCACCCAGCCACUUUACCCCUGGCAUCGGAGCAACUCCAAGUUUGCAGUGUUACUACAUAUGGAACACAAUGGGAAUUCUGAGCGAAGUAAUUUGCACUCCAGGGCCUUUGGGAGAGAAAGAAAGCAAAAGGAAGUAUUUGAAGAUCCUGUUCGAGACCUCUUCAUUUGGACAAUACUCCAGUGCAGGACCGAGCUGGCCCAGAUUGUAUGGGAGCAGUGCCAGGAUUGCUUGGCUUCUGCCCUUGCAGCCUCAAAGAUCCUCAAAGAGCUGGCGAAGGAAGAGGAGGAUACAGAUCAAUCUGAAGUGAUGGAGAACCUGGCCGAGGAGUACGAGAAGCACGCCAUCGGAGUGUUCACCGAGAGCUAUCGCAGAGAUGAAGAGCGAGGCCAGAAGCUGCUGAUCCGUGUCUCCAAGUCCUGGGGUCACACGACCUCUGUGCGACUGGCACUGGAGGCCGAUAACCAGAACUUUGUUGCCCAAGGUGGUGUGCAGGCCCUGCUGACCAAAAUCUGGUGGGGAGAGCUGGCUGUGGACACCCGCAUGUGGAAGGUGCUGCUCUGCAUGGUUUUCUUUCCGCUCAUCUAUACUGGACUCCUUACCUUCAGGCAGGACGAAAAGAUCCUCAAGGAGAAAGUCAGACGGGAAGUCACAAAUGGCGACUUGAUGGAAAAUCCUGCCAUCCCCAAAAAAAGGUUGCCCCUUGAGAAGAUGCGCCUGAAGCCUCUGACGUGUGUGAGCCGCUUAAAAUACUUCUACACAGCUCCAGUGGUGGUCUUUUACUGGAAUGUAGUCUCCUACUUUGGCUUCUUGUGGCUGUACGCCUACGUGUUGACAAUGAACUUUCAGACCAUUCCAGCAUGGCAGGAGAUUCUCUUGUACGUUUGGGUGUUCACCCUCUUCUGUGAGGAGCUCAGGCAGCUCUUCCAUGAUCCUGACAAAUUUGGGGUCCUGAAGAGGGCAGAGAUUUACAUCAGUGACUUGUGGAACAUUUUUGACGUGCUGAGCAUCUGUAUAUUUGCAGCAGGAGUGGCCUGCAGGUUGACCACUGCUGGUUUCUACGCCGGUCGGAUCAUUCUGAGCAUUGACUUCAUCAUUUACUGUCUGCGGCUCAUGGCCAUUUUUACUGUAAAUAAAAACCUGGGGCCAAAGAUCAUCAUAGUGAAGCGCAUGCUCAAAGACAUCUUCUUCUUCCUCUUCCUGCUGGCUGUCUGGGUUGUGUCCUAUGGAGUUGCUGAGCAGGCCAUCCUGAUUGAAAAUGAGUCUCGGCUGGAAUGGCUAUUCCGUGGGGUCGUGUACCAGCCCUACCUGACCAUCUUUGGACAAAUGCCCUCAAGCGUGGACAGUGUGAACUAUGCAAGCGGUCAGUGCACCACGAAUGGUACGGACCCCACCAAACCCACUUGUCCUGUUCUGGACAAUAAUGGAAACCCAGCUUUCCCGACUUGGCUGACAAUCAUUCUUCUCUGCAUCUACUUGCUCUUUGCCAACAUUUUGCUCAUCAACCUACUGAUUGCCAUGUUAAGCUACACUUUCCAGGUGGUACAGGACAACACCGACCAGAUCUGGAAGUUCCAGCGUUUUGGACUGAUUGAGGAGUAUCAUGGUCGCCCUGCAUUCCCACCCCCCUUCAUAAUCUUCGGACACCUGUACUUGUUUUUCAAGCGGGUCAUCCAGAGAAAGAAGGCCAGUAGACACAAACAGUUCAAAAUGGAGCUGCCAGAGAACGAGGAGACUGCACUUCUCUCCUGGGAGUCAUUUAUGAAGGAAAGCUAUCUGCUGAGACUGCAGCAGGAGCUGAGUGACACCAACGAGCAGAAGAUCCAGGACACGGCUGACAGGGUUGGUGUUUUGGCCGAAUUGCUGGAAGGUGACAGUGGCAGGCAUGUCAUUGAGAAGAGGUUGGCUCACUUGGAGGAGCAGGUGUUGAUGUCUACCAAGGCCUUGACGUGGAUCAUGAACGCCUUGGUGGCCAAAGGCUUUGGCUCCCGGGACGAGGCACUGGCCGUCUUAGCGGUUGGCAAGAGUAAAGAGGCAGAGCCGAAAGAGGAAGACGAGGAAGAUGACCCUGAACCUCACUAUCAUGUGAACGCCAGGCAGCUGCUUUACCCCGACUCGAAUGUGAAGCGUUUUCCUGUGCCAGAUGAGAGGGUGCCCUGGGAGGUCGACUUCACUGCCUACAAGCCCCCAGUGUACGCCGCCAAGACAGGAUCUGCAGUCGAUAUACCAGAUGGCCAGUCUGCUGCUGCCUCUGCUCAGAAAUACAAGAAUCCCAUGGGAAGGACGGGGUUGACUGGGACAGGGAAGCUAUAUCAUCUGGGACCCAAUUACUCCAUGGAUCUGAUUGUCACCUGUUGGAAGAGGAACUUGGAUGGCGUGGUGUGCAUGAGAGCAGGGAAGAAAGUGAUGCAGUACUUCUCAAUAAAGCGCAAGGAAUACGAGCUGUGGGCCUUUCCAGGGGGCCUGGUGCAGCCCGGUGAAGCCUUGCCCUUGAGGCUGAAGGGGAUCUUGAGCCCAUUUCUCCAGAGGCAGAUCACGAAGAUGCUGAGUGACGGCAAGGAGGUCUACAAAGGCUAUGUGGAUGAUGCCAGAAACACAGACGAGGCCUGGAUUGAGACCACCGCCAUCAACAUUCACUUUGAGGAGGACAAUGAGGUGCUGGCUGAUCUCAAGAAACUUGACACAAAAGACACUGAAGCGGAAAUCGCCACUGCCUGGCAGGACGCCGACCGGAAGAACUAUCUCUAUGCAACCCACAGGGACAUUCUGCAGAAGGUGGCCGAGCAGCACCAGGCGCACUACUGAGCCUCAAGAUGAAGCCGCUCGGGCCUCUUCCCUCGUUCUUUGACUUUGGCAAUGGGGUGGUGGCAUAGCAGAAACUGCAUGGACUUCAAAGUUGGGUUCAGACACGGGGGGCAGGCUCUCUUAGGAGAUGCUUGUGAUGCCUGGUAAAAGACCAAGUGCUCCCUUUUCCCAAGACCCUCACCCAUGUGCCUACGCUGACAAUCACAGAUAUGCCCGGCUUCAGUUCUCUACGGCUUUGGUACUUUUUAGUUUAUGUAGACAGAGUCGCCAACGCUCAAUGCUGUUGCCUGUGCAAAACCAAAAGCGCCAUUGCUGGCCCCCGUUUGUUUUAAAUACUUUUAUUAAAGUGGUUCUUAAACAGGGGCAUGAGUCCCACCUCAUUACUGAUUCCUACU